Molecule: messenger RNA, 5151 nt
Organism: Lytechinus variegatus (green sea urchin)
Lineage: Eukaryota; Metazoa; Echinodermata; Echinoidea; Temnopleuroida; Toxopneustidae
Product: trimethylguanosine synthase-like
Exons: 13
Coding region: 756-4847 (1363 amino acids)
Biological process (GO): 7-methylguanosine RNA capping; 7-methylguanosine cap hypermethylation
Cellular component (GO): nucleus
Molecular function (GO): RNA cap trimethylguanosine synthase activity
Source: RefSeq, a predicted model, not a curated record
GUUUUACCGACGAUUACCUUGGUCCAGUCGGUUCCAAUUUCAACUUCAAGUUCAACUUCAUAGUUCAAGUUACCACCACAUGAAAGUAUGGACAGAUGAUGAACUUGAAUCUUUAUUUCAACAGAAUUUCAGCUUGGGUAUUGUAGAUGGCGUACUCAUACUGUGCUGCUGAAAUUGAGAUGAUCAUUCAAGAUACCAGGAAAAAUAAGGACUGGCGGAGAGAGGGAGAAAUAUGUGACGGUGUCCAGAACGAAGCAAAGUGUGUCCCAACUCGUUUGAAAGUUCCACUGAAACAUCAUGAUCAUGUAGAUGCAGAAAUUGUAGUGGGAAGUCAACAGGAAGAGGUGCCUGAAGUCUGGAAAGAUGAGAUCAUGAACCAUUCUGCAGAGGGAAAAGAUGGGGUCGUGAAAGAGUCUUCAGCAGAGAGAGAUGGGGUCACAAAUCAGUCUGCAGAGGAUGGAGUUGGGGUGGUGAACCAGUUUUCAGAGGUGAGAGAUGAGUUCGUGAAGCAGUCUGACGAGGAGAGAGAUGGGGUCAUUAACCAGUCUGUAGAGGAUAGUGAUGAGGUCAUGGAACAGAAUUCAGUUAAGAGAGAUAAAGUUACAAACCAGUCUCCAGAGCAUAGAGAUGGGAUCAUGAACCAGUCUACAAAGGAGAGAGAUGGGGUCACAUCCCAGUAUUCAGAGGAAAGAGGUUAAAUCAUAAAGGACUCUGCAGAGGAGAGAGACAGGGUUGUGAACCAAUCUGUAGAGGAGAUGGAUGGGGUAUCAAACCAUUCAUCUAAAAGGGCAGAUGACAUCACUGAGCAGUCUUCAGAGAAUAGAGAUAGGUUCGUGAACCAGGUUACAGAGGAGAGUGAUGACGCCUCGAGGGGGCAUUCUACAGAAAAGCAAGUAAAAGAGAACUCUGAAGAUUGCUCUUCAGCUUCUGAAUCGUUCAUCAGUAUUCAAGUCCGCUGUACCAGGGCAUUUGCAGAUGAUGGCGAAUUGUUUAGGUGGGGUCUGUAUGGAAAACCGGAAUAUCCAGACUCCUUUGACGAACAAAGCGAUACAACUACCAAUGACAUUGAGAGAGACGUUUCAGGUCUAUCGUUGACUGGAGACCUGUCUGAAGGAUCGGAUCAUGAUGUUUCAGGGGUAAAAGUUGAGGAGGAUAAUGACUUUGAAGACUUUGAUGGGGUAAAGGAGAUUAGGCCAUACCACGUGUCGUUCAUGAACUUCACAGGCGAGUAUGAAGGUCAGGAGAAAGUCAUGAAGGACAUGGGACUUCCUCUGAGCUUUGUCCGUUCACCAAGAGACUGUGAAGAAGAGGACGAGGGCACAUUCAAGCUGAGGACCAAACCAAACAAAGGAAAGAAGAGUAAGAGAAAGGGGAAAAAUCACCGGAACAAACAUAGAUCUCAGGAUCACCAGGAAGUCAGUUCCUCCUAUAUCCAAAAUCCAGAUGAGAACGGUACUAACUGCAACUCUCAUGGCACAGAAGUCGUAAAUGGUGAUCUUGGGGAUGAUGCAUCAAGAAGCCUGGAAGGAUUCAGUGAGGCAUAUGGUUUGUCUGGACAUGGUGAUGUGUCUGAGGAUAUCUCCACCUGGGAGGAGUACUGGGAGAAGUUUGGACAUGGUCUUGUCUGGCAAGGGUGGCUAGAGCUUCAUCCAGAGUUUGGAGAAGCGGAGUCUUCCUGUAGUAACCACGAGGGGUGUCCAGAUGCACAGGAUGAGAAGGAUCCCGAUGGAGUGCUUGUGAAGAUAUCAGGAGAAGUAGAUGAUGUGCUUAUAAAGAAUAAGAAAUGCCAAGACGUUCUUGAUGAAUGCCCUCAGGAGCAUGUUGAUGCUGAUGUCUGUCUGCUUCUUGCACCUUGCCAAAAUGAAGAUAUCCCCACCCAAGCAAAUGAGGUAUCAGAGGAAAAUGUGCAUCCUUGUUCUGACUUUGGGAGCUUUGAACUUGACAAUCCAUUGGCUGGCAUUAGGCCAGGUCAAGUCAUCAGUGGUAGAGUGUUGGAUAGUGAUGACAUUGUUCCACAGAAAAGCUGCAUAACUUUAGGGGAAACUGAUGGGACUGUCCUCAUCCACCCGCUGCCCCAAAGUAACGGAACAAGCGCAACCUCUGAAAGUGAAGAGAUUCAACAAAGUUGUCAGAGAAAUGCUGCCAAGGAAACCAACCUGAAUGGUGAUGAAAUUGGUGACAGCUCACAGGAUGCUGCACUGACUGAAGCUCACUCCAAAUGGACUCUGGAAUUGAUUGAGGAAUGGGACAAGCACUCCAGCGAGACGUACUGGUAUUAUCAUCACUGGUUCCACUCUUGGCAGGAAGUGCUUCAAGGGGAGGGUGAAGCAGUUCAAGAGAUUCCUCAAGAUAAUGUUAAUGAAGUUAGUAGUUGUACUCAAGCUGAAGAACAUGUUCUUCCUGCUAGUGCCUCUGACCUAAAAGAAAAUGCAGGUGAUGGGAUUCCUGAAGAAAACAGAAUUUCUGUUGCCCAAGCAGAUGGAAGUAUUGUAGGUUCCAAUGGCACCAAAGGACAGGACUGCGACACCAGGAUUUCUCAAGGGAACAAUAUUGAAGCCAAUGGGAUGUUCGAUUGUGAGCCUGCUGAAACUUCAAUAACAUCAGAUCAUCCAAAGCUAUCUGACAACGAUUGCACUGUGAGUGAGUUCAAUGUAGAUAGCAGUAACAAUAAACAGAGCCAUGAUGAAUCAAGGAUGUCCAUUAGUUGUGGAGAGGGUGAAAAAGAGAUUAUCAUGAAGGAAGUAGAUCCCACACUAAAUCUGGCAUCAGAAUUGGUAUCUUGCAACACUAAUGGACUGUCUGAUGUUGUAGGUGUAAACCCCAUCCAGACAUCCCCUAAUCAUCAGGUACACAUGGCUGUAAGGACCAAUGAACGAAGAACCAUAGAGACAGCCACAGAGUCCACCAGUAAGGAUUUUGCUUCAACAGUUCUGCAGGAACAAUCACCCGGUACAAGUCCAUCAGAAGACAUACUGGAUGAAAGUACACUGGUUGCUGAGGAGAAACAGGUAUCGGAGGUAGACUCAAAGACAGAUCAGCAUGAAGAAAAGCUAAGCCACAGCCUACAUGCAGAUCAAGAAAAUGGUAUUGUCUUCCCAGAUGAAGAGGAUAGUGGUGUCAUGAGACAGAUGGGACUUCCAUCAAGCUUUGGCAAGGAUGUGCCCCAAGGAAGAGAGAUGAAAGGUGGAGGGAAGAAACGGAAACAAAACUCCAAGAAUUCUAGGACUGAUUCCAGUGAGAGCACCAAUGGUACUUCAUCAUCCAUGUUGGUAAAUAAAGAUUUACAAUCUACAAGCAGUAACCAUGGUGAUGAUGAUGAGGAUGAGCCUCCAGGAAAAUCACAAUUUAAGACAAAAAGGAGUCAUGAGCUGGAUGCAGAUGAGCUUGGUACAGCAUACACCAAAGUCUUCCAGAAGCUAGGCUUCAGUUGUGACCCUGCAUCUCAUAGAUUCAAGAGUCAGAAGCCAUUCCAAAAGGCCAAAGUCCUCUACUUCAACAAACGGCUGAAGGAGAGUCACGACCCUGACCUUAACUUGAGGAAGAAGCCGCUCCACAUCAGAUUCAGUGAUGAAGAUUCCAUCGAUGAAAGGUAUGAAGACGUCGACAAUGACGAGGGAACAAAUGCAAGAACUUCAAAGGAAGGAACUGGCAAUGAUGUUGAGGGUGGAGGGCAGAGGAAUAAACUCACCUGUAAGGUUGGCAUGAGCAAUGUCCUAGGCAAGGUGAGGGGGUUCCUGGAGAGGGAAGAAGACUUGGAUGACAUCGGUGUCAGUUUCAAUGGUAAUGAUAAAGAUGAGGACUCAGACGACGGUGGUGAGAGUGGUGCAUCAGAUCUUGAUGCAAACAUAGGAGCUUCACCGGAGGAUAUGGCAGAAGACAAGACUGAUGGGAGAUUGUCUUCUGAGAAUGUAAGCGAAUGCCAUGGUGACGUUUUGUUAGAACGUCAAGAUAAAGGUGUCCCUUGCAACAAGGAGGUAGAUAAGACUAUUGAUGAUGGAUCAAAUGUUAAGGAUGUUAAUGUGGAUGAAAAAGGAGAUGCUGGACCAACAGACCGACAAGAACUUAAGGAACCUGAACAGAACACAUCAAGCAUAGUUGAGACAAUAUCAGAUAAAUCUGAGAGAACAGAGAACAUAGCUGAAAGAAAAGCUACAAAGACGGAAGAAAAGACUAAAGGAAAGAAUGGAAGACAUCGGAAGCACGCUCCAAAGCAUAACAUUGCUGGAGGUAGUAAGGAACUGAACAAGUAUUGGGCUCAGCGGUACAGACUUUUCUCAAAGUUUGAUGAAGGCAUCAAGUUGGAUGCAGAGGGCUGGUAUUCUGUGACACCCGAGAGGAUAGCUGAACAUCAAGCAGAAAGGUGCAGGUGUGACUUGAUCGUUGAUGCCUUCUGUGGGGCCGGGGGCAACGCUAUCCAGUUUGCCUUUACAUGUGAACGAGUGAUAGCAGUAGACAUCGACCCCGCCAAGAUCGAGUUAGCCCGACACAACGCUGCGGUCUACGGGGUGGAGGAUCGCAUCGAUUUCAUCGUUGGGGACUUCUUCAAGGUGGCAGAUGACCUGAAAGCAGACGUGGUGUUCUUGAGCCCUCCCUGGGGUGGGCCCAAGUACCUCAAGUCCGACGUCUUUGAUGUUUUCACCAUGAUGGACAUUGAUACUGCAGCCAUGUUUGAGAAGGCCAGGUGCAUCUCAGAAAAUAUUGGUUUCUUUGCUCCAAGGAAUGCUAAUGUUGACCAGUUGGCUUCCCUCGCUGGACCAGGAGGGCGCAUGGAGAUUGAGCAGAACUUCUUGAACAAGAAAAUAAAAACCAUCACAGCCUACUAUGGAGAGCUUGUAGGAGGAUCAUGAUUUUGAUUUUUUUUUUAAUCCAUUCAGUGCUGGACUCUCCAUUCCCAUAGGGUUGCACAAGAAACAUCCAGUUCCAGUGUUCAAGAGGUUAAUUGUAUGGGUAUUCAGGAGCUGUCUGGGGCUCGUAGCCUGAAAGUGAUUGACUAUAAUCCCAAGAUCAUCAUCCAGUGUUAACUACCAUAGUAACGAUCCUCAACAGCCAAUCACAAGAAUUCCUUUGGAGGUAUAUACCGUUGUAUGCUUAAAGUUACCAUGGUAAUGUUUAUGCAAUGGGUCCAGUAGAGGUGUUGUGGCUCAGUGGAUA